CCUGCGCGCAGCCGUAACCGGUGUAAAGAAGAUGGUGCUCAUCAAGGAAUAUCGUGUGGUCUUGCCAUGCUCAGUGGAAGAGUAUCAAGUUGGACAGCUUUUCUCGGUGGCUGAGGCCAGUAAAAACGAGACCGGUGGAGGAGAGGGCAUUGAAGUGCUUAAAAAUGAACCCUAUGAGAAGGAAGGCGAGAAGGGACAAUACACACACAAAAUCUACCACUUAAAAAGUAAAGUGCCAGGCUUUGUGAAGAUGAUCGCACCAGAGGGGGCGUUAGUUUUCCACGAAAAGGCCUGGAAUGCUUAUCCAUACUGCCGCACGAUUGUGACUAAUGAAUACAUGAAAGAUGACUUCAUGAUUAAAAUUGAAACCUGGCACAAACCUGACAUGGGCUCUUUAGAGAAUGUACAUGAUCUGGAUCCCACCACAUGGAAGACGGUGGAAGUCGUGCAUAUCGAUAUAGCUGAUCGAUCUCAGGUUGAACCCGGAGAUUAUAAACAGGAAGAGGACCCAGCCAUCUUUCAAUCUGAGAAAACAGGCCGGGGACCUUUAGGACCUGACUGGAAGAAAGAGCUCUUGGCUAAGCCGGACGCCCCUCGUAUGUGUGCGUACAAACUAGUCACCGUCAAGUUCAAGUGGUGGGGUCUUCAAACCAAAAUAGAAAACUUCAUCCACAAGCAAGAGAAGAGAAUCUUCACCAACUUCCACCGUCAGCUCUUCUGUUGGAUUGACAGCUGGGUGGAGCUCACCAUGGAGGACAUCCGCCGGAUGGAGGAGGAGACGCAGCGAGAGCUGGAGGAGAUGCGUCAAAAGGGGUCCGUACGAGGCACGACGGCAGCCGAAGAGUAGCCGAAUCCUUUUUAGUAACACAAGGCAGGUGGAGAGACUCCCUUCGUAAAACUGGUCAGGUUCGAGGCACCAGCGCCGCUCACGAACAAUGAGGCUAAACUUCAAGAAUCCAACCACGACGACAACUUGGCGAAAGACAUCACCGCAUCCAACCAAACCGGCCAGCGGCGGCGCAGUCCUCCACCAGCAGACUGCAGAAUGACACAGUGAUCAGUAGUACUGUACUCACACACCUGCCGACAGGGUGGACACACGCUUUAGAUUCACGCAGGUCGAUCCCGUGACUCCUACCACUUUGUUAGAAACACCAGAGUAUUGCUGUACGGUUGUGUUAUUCUGUUUCAGAAACAAAAACGACAUCAUUUCGGCAGGCAUCGGACCAAUUCUUUGUGUUUCCGUUUGGUUUGUAUCUGUUUGUAAUGGUUCUGAUCUUUCUUUUCUUGUCUGUGUUUAGUCUUUCCCCCCCCCCUAGAUGAAGCACUUCUUUUUGGUUCCUUUAAAAUCCUAAUCGCGUUGUAAUUAGUAGAUGGUCAUUUCGUAUCAGCGUAGUCCUGCCUUUCUAAGUAAAACUCGUGAUGCUGCUGCACGGCGUGCGCGUUUGUGCGGAGACACACGUCCACCUCGCAAAACCUUUUCAGCGAGUGGCUUUUGCAUGAGCUCAGGCAUGUUUUUGAGAGGGUCUUCAUGCUCUUGGGACUAAGUCCUCAGGUUCUCCUCACCAAAAUCCAGACUAAUUACCAGAGCAAAUCGCUGCUGCUGCUGCUGCUGCUUUUUCUUAUUUUUAGAGUCGCUUUAGGGCAGGCAAAGUGCUUUUAUAUCGCUAAUCUACCUGUAACGCCCUCAGGGUUCCCACGGUCUUGGAAAAUCCUGGAGAUGUCAGGGAAAAAUUGUGAUUUCCAGGCCCGGAAAAGUCUUUUGCAUACAUAAAAAAAAAAAAAAGUCAAAGUUGCAAUGCGUGUAAAGCGCGUUAACGUUGAAAAGCGUGAUGAUUCCAGUCUUUUGAUGUCUGAAGUUAUCUCUAAAUAUUUUGUUGUAGCUACUUUUCCAGGUGGAUGAAUCCCUGGUUACUGACAGGCGAACAGUGACUCCUUUCUGGAAUCCUUGCGCAUAUUAUGCAAAUGUUACUGGCGUUGUCAUGACAACAGAUUUAAAUUGGGUGUCACUACACAGGCACGGGCAGCAAGAGAUUCUAGUGCACGAGUCUCAUGGUUUUAGUGUGCACUUGAAUCUUUAUCGACCAGCCCUGCAUACUUGCAUUUUUAUUAUUAUUGUUUUUUUCUUACAAAAACAGACAUCCUGGAAUGCUUUUCUCGUGCUUUGCCCAAAACCCUUCUUUAAUGAAACCCUAAGGCAUACAUUGAUAUAUUUUAUAUAGCGAAUAUUGCAAUCUGGUUGAUGGUAGCGUGUGGGAACCCUGAGCUCUGCACCCGAACGUGUGCAUAGAUGCCUCGACAGACGCUUAGGACAAAGAGGAGAGCGCGUUUUAAAAAGAGCUCGAUAUUUGUAUAGUUUCUAUAUCGUACCGGGUCAGAGUCCUCCUCAUCUCUGGCCGUCUCUUGCACCAGCUCAGAUCAUCCAGCCUUGCAAAAAAAAAAAAAAAAAAAGAGAGAGAGAGAGAGAGUCUGCUGUUUGCACUUGACCCGCGGUGCAGGGCUGUUUUUAUCUUCUCGUUCGUUAGUAACCGGUUUUUAACACGUACGGUUCUCUGUCCCGCUCGGGAUUUUUUUAUCAUGUAUUGUGGCCAGUGCGUUAGUUUUUAAUAGUCGGGCUUUCAUGGACAGCUGACGGCCGGGGUUCGCGCAGUCGCACGCGAACCAGCGCCUGAUGUCUGCGUCGGAGCGCGUCGUGAUUGUCUAGCUAGAAGUGAUCGUCUCUUAACGUCCCUCUCAUUUCAAGGUCCACGAAUGUUCACGCAAUCAUGCAACCCGUCAGGUUGGGCCUCGGCGGCACCUUCACGGCAAUCAAGACGACGUUGUCACGUUACCUGCACUCCUCUUCUCGCAUCCGGAUGGGAGGAGUUCAGGUUUUGAUUACUGCUUCUUCUUCUUUUUUUUUCUCGUAUGUUCUCUAGAUGGUAAUCGAGCAAUCGGUGCACUGACGUCUGUUCUGACAUACUGUCUCGACUCUCACGGAUCGCGUGGUUUACUUUUGUACACGUACAUGGCUUUUAGGGUAGCGGGGACUGGGACGGGCAAGGGUUUCAGAUAUAACGAAUGAAUCAUAAUGUAAUCGAAGCGUAACUGCACACUUGGAGAAUCUACUGUUUUUCUUGGGGAAUUACACAGUGCUGUUUUUCUGUCUUUUUUUUUUCUGAUCGUUUGUUUGAAAAAUCAGGGGAAAUAUCAGUGAAUGUACAAUGGUGUGAUGAUUUUUUCUUUUCUUUUUUUUUUUUGUUUUUCUUUUUUCCUGCAGCUUUUGAAUUGGUUAUAAAGUUAACGGUAUAUCUAAUAAAUUUCGACACCAGUCA
Messenger RNA from Puntigrus tetrazona (Sumatra barb), 3314 nucleotides. It is a transcript of the gene pitpnb, whose product is annotated as phosphatidylinositol transfer protein, beta. The record is from RefSeq and is a predicted model, not a curated record. Gene Ontology annotation, cellular component: cytoplasm. Gene Ontology annotation, biological process: phospholipid transport. NCBI's taxonomy places the organism in Eukaryota, Metazoa, Chordata, Actinopteri, Cypriniformes, Cyprinidae. The transcript has 12 exons. Bases 32 to 847 code for a protein of 271 amino acids. Gene Ontology annotation, molecular function: phosphatidylcholine binding; phosphatidylinositol transfer activity; phosphatidylinositol binding.